Molecule: messenger RNA, 4075 nt
Organism: Atta colombica
Lineage: Eukaryota; Metazoa; Arthropoda; Insecta; Hymenoptera; Formicidae
Product: putative ATP-dependent RNA helicase TDRD9
Exons: 12
Coding region: 113-4075 (1320 amino acids)
Cellular component (GO): intracellular anatomical structure
Molecular function (GO): RNA binding; ATP binding
Source: RefSeq, a predicted model, not a curated record
CGAAUCGCGAUUAAUAAAGUAUUUGGAAUAUUUAGUCGGUUACAGUAAAUAGGAUGUUUUGUAGUCCAUUGUCCAAGCAAACUUCUAUUGAAUUGGAAAGGACAAUCAUUUGAUGUCUAUUCAAUCCAUGGAAGAAACUUAUGUGAAAAAUUGCACAGAAGUAGAAGCCGAGGAAUAUUUAAGGUACAUGAAUCAAAGAGAUGAAAAUAGAAAGAAAUGUAAUGCAAAUAUGACAGAAGAAUUAGAAGACAGUCUGCAAAGUCUUUAUGUAGAAGAUCUGGCUAAAGUCUAUCAAGAAUGCAGUUUUACUUACAAUCCAAAAUCUAAUGAUUUAUCUAUUCUGUCUAUGAAGGAUAAGAUAAUCUCAAUAAUUGAGACGAAUUCGGUAGUCAUCAUUCAAGGGCCAACUGGCUGUGGAAAGACCACUCAGAUUCCACAAUUCAUUCUUGAUGCUAAUAUUAAGAAGAGACUCAAUUGCAAUAUUAUAGUUACGCAACCAAGACGAAUUGCUGCUAUAAGUAUUGCCAAAAGAGUGAGUCAAGAAGGAAAUUGGCGUCUUGGUAGCCUUGUAGGCUAUCAGGUGGGUAUGCAAAAGGAAAUCUCGCACGAAACCCGUCUAACUUAUUGCACCACUGAAAUUCUUCUUCAAUAUCUGAUUCACAAUAAACACAUGUUAGACUAUACUCAUGUUAUAUUAGACGAAAUUCAUGAACGUGAUCAAAAUUUGGAUUUUCUUCUACUAGUUGUUAAAAGAUUAUUGCAAACAAAUUCUGGACAAGUCAAAGUUAUUCUCAUGUCAGCAACAAUUAAUGUAAUAAAAUUUGCGAAAUAUUUUUCUUCAAUAGUAGAAAAUGAAUUAAUCCCGGCGCCAAUUCUCAAGAUUCCUCGGAAAAAAAACUUUGAGUUUCGUACAUAUUAUUUGGAUGAGAUCAAGAAUUUAGGAAAUAUACCAGAAGUAUCUGUCAUGGAACCAAAAGUCACUCAAGAGAUGCUCAAUUUUUGCUCACUUAUUAUCAACGCUCUAGAUGAAAUUGAUAUAAAUGAUAACGAAAAAGAUUUAAAUUUACCUCAGAGACAUGCCGUUCUCAUAUUUUUACCAGGAAUUUAUGAAAUUGAGGAAUUAUAUAAUUACUUGUCGUCAACUUAUCAUCAGAAUAAAUUAUGGGAUCUAACGAUUUUGCAUUCAUUAGUUUCUGACGAUCACGAGCAGCAUCGUGUUUUUCAAAAACCAUUGGAAGGUUAUAGACGCAUUAUACUUUCCACAAAUAUUGCUGAAAGCAGUAUUACUGUACCAGAUGUAAAAUAUGUGAUAGAUUUUUGUCUUACAAAACUGCUGACAUUUGAUCCUGCCACUCAUUAUCAAAGUUUGCAACUAUGUUGGGCGAGUAAAACAAAUUGUAUACAACGAGCUGGUCGCACGGGCCGUGUAAUGGAUGGCAGAGUGUAUAGAUUAAUACCAAAAGCAUUUUAUGAUAAUAUUUUGGAUGAUUACUGCGUACCAGAAAUACUUCGUGCCCCACUUGCCAAUGUUGUCCUCCGAGCCAAAAUCCUUGAUCUCGAUGAACCACGUGUUCUUCUUUCACAUUCUCUUGAUCCACCUACUCUCUCCAAUUUGGCAAAUACCAUUUUGAGUUUAAAAGAAGUCGGAGCCUUGAUAGACGAAGGGAACUCUUUUCAAAUGUUUGAUGGAAGUUUAACCGAUCUCGGCAGAGUAAUGGCGAUUCUUCCGCUCGAUAUUCGAAUUUCGAAAUUGAUUAUAUUGGGACAUGUUUUCGGAGUCCUACGAGAUGCUAUUAUUCUGGGAGCCAGCAUGACUAUUAAAGAUGUCUUCUCUUUGGAGCAAUGUCAUCCCACUGUUUCCUCUUAUACGACUCGAAAAAAAUGGGCCUACGGUUCUGAUAGUGACUGCAUUGCCACUUUAAAUGUUUACAAGAUGUGGCAGAAUGAAAAAGCAAAUCGGCGGAUAAAUUCUUAUCAAGCCGAGAGACAAUGGGCCCAGAGAAAUGGAUUCCAGGCAAGAGCUUUGCGUGAAUUAGAUGCUUUGGUGACCGAAAUCACCAUUAGAUUGCAGAGGUUUGGAAUUAAAGAGAGUAUAGGAGUAAAUAAAGUCAUCUGGCAAGGUGCAGAUCGUGAUUUUGUGCUUCAAAUUAUUCUUGCUGGAGCUUUCUACCCCAAUUAUUUUAUUAAACGUUUACAAAAUCGAGAAGUUUAUAAAGAAAAUGUUACAAUGACCUUGGGUUCUUUGGAUCCUAUGAAAACAAUUUAUUUAAGAGGUUGGCCAAUGAAACAGCCUGGAUAUUUGUAUGCCAAAAGAUUUCAGGAAGUUUUUGCCAAACAUCAAGGAAUUCUAGAAAAGCAAAUAGAAGUAUCUUUUGAUGGAUCGCAACGUGUUUAUGUGCAUUUUCGCGAAAGGGAAACUGCUGACGAUAGUCUUCAAAAUAUAUCAGAGUUUGUUUAUCAGAUCAUUAGCCCUGGAUCUUUCUGGGCAACUAUUGAUGAUGAUACUACUCGUAGUGAAUUACGAGUUAUACAAGAAAUACUCAAUAAACGCCCCUUGAAAAAAUUGCUCUCUAUCCCAAAAAUCUCGACCAUAAUCGCUGCUCCCGUAGAAGAGAAUGAUUCUUUGGUUUACCAUCGUGCUAUAAUUAAAGAAUAUAUUUCAGAAAUCGGAGAACUGGUCGAUGUUUUGUUUAUCGAUUACGGUCGUUUCUCUAGAAUACGAUUUAGUGAUCUAAGAAAAAUUGAUAGUACUACAAUUUUAGCAAUUCCUCCUUUAGCAUUUCGUUGUAAUUUGACUUUUUUGCGACCUUCGAAUCAACACAAUCUUCAUGGUCAAUGGUCGGAAAGAUCGAAAAAUUAUUUUUUGACACAAAUUAAGAAAACCAAGAAGAUAUUGGGAAAAAUUUAUUCGAUUGUUGAUAGCGUUAUUAAUUUAGAAUUGAUCGUUGUUAAUGAGAAAGAGGAGAGCUUUAAUGUUAAUGAAGCUUUAAUUGAGAAAGGAUAUGCUAUAAAGAGAGAAGAAAGCUAUGUGUCACAGCAGAAUCACGAAUUAAGGGCAAAUAUUAGUGCAAUGUCGAUAGAAGAGAAACAGUUUUACGAAGAGAAACAAUAUGACAAACAUGAAUUAAUGGAAUAUCCUAAACCACCUAAAGAAGAAGAUUGCACCUCCAGCGUAAAUCUCCAAGGUCCAUUUUCUCCCUUAGAAAUGGAAUUGAUUCAGUUGACAUUAGGUGGAAGAUUGAAAAAGAUAAAUGUAGAUAUGAAGUCUGUCAAUUCUGUCCUCUUGGAUGAUGAUCUUAAUCAAUCAAGACGUCUUUUAAUUGCUCAAAGCACUACACAGUCGAAUAAAAAUUCUCUAACAUUGAGAAAUACUACUUUCUUGCCAAAUAUUCCUGGACUCGCGGCACUGCUCACGCUGAGUUUUGCACCGCGUAUGGAAUUGAGAUGUAAUUCUCGGAGGACUUAUUAUACAGGGGCUUUAUGCGGUUUGGGUCCGAAGGAUAAUUUCACUAAUCGGGCUAUAUUUCCCGAUCAUGACAUAGAAAUUCAAUUUGACGUUGAAAUCACGAUAGAUGAUGUGAAAGAGAUAAAUAAAUUACGUCAUUGGAUGAAUACUGCAAUGCAACUAGAUAACUCCAGUGAUGAAGAUAUUAUACUUUAUCAAAAUAAAAUCAAACACAUUUUACUUGAACUAAAAGAGAAACAAAGACAAUCACGAAAUCCAGAAGAUGACGAGAUCGAUCAGCUUAAUGAUAAGUGGAAUCGCUAUAACGGACCACAUUUUUUGCCAUCCGUUCGAGAAAAUGUGAGAAGAGGCGAUGUAUAUCCGUUACAUAAAGCAUUAGAAUUACGUGAAACAAAUGAACAGAUGGAGGAAAUGCUGAAGCAUCUUUCACAAUUACAGAGUCUUGCCUAUGAAGAUGCAAGUGUAGUGAGAAACGUGGCUGCUUUUUGUAAAUUAUGUGGAACGGAAACGUUUGGCCUAUUACAGCUACGCAAUCAUCUUUAUUCAGAGCAACAUGCAGAGAAUGAAAAACUGUUGCACCGUCAAUUACAUGAAGAGAUUGCAAUAUAA